Messenger RNA from Aspergillus udagawae, 1065 nucleotides. RefSeq names its product zinc-binding alcohol dehydrogenase family protein. The record is from RefSeq and is a predicted model, not a curated record. The transcript has 2 exons. NCBI's taxonomy places the organism in Eukaryota, Fungi, Ascomycota, Eurotiomycetes, Eurotiales, Aspergillaceae. Bases 1 to 1065 code for a protein of 354 amino acids. Gene Ontology annotation, molecular function: oxidoreductase activity, acting on NAD(P)H.
AUGCAAUCUUCCCAGGCAGCCGUCAUCACCCGCUCAUUGGGUUAUGCUGACUUCAUCACCAACUGGCCCAUCCCAUCCCUCCGCGACGAUGACAUUCUCGUGCGCACCGGUGCCGUGGCCCUGAAUCCAAUCGACUGGAUGCUCCUUGAUAGUACCCCAUCCCCCCACGCAAUCAUGGGCCAUGACUAUGCGGGAACUGUUGUGGCAGUUGGAGACUCCGUCCGUGAACUGUUCAAGAUUGGUGACCGCGUGUGUGGACUUGUCAAGGGGGCAGACAAUACCCGCCCCGAGAGCGGUACCUUUGCAGAAUAUAUUGUAGCAAAAGCGGCGAUUCAGAUGAAGAUCCCAGACGGCGUCAGCUUUGAGGAUGCGGCCACUUUAGGAGUGGGAGCAAUUACAGCUGGGCAGUGUUUGUUCGGACCAUCUUGUCUCAAACUGCAAUGGCCGGAAAAUGAAAGUAAUGUUGAGAAGCGAGAACCGAUUCUAGUAUAUGGAGGAGCCACAUCAGCCGGGAGCUGGAUUAUUCAGUUUGCUAAAAUGGCCGGGUACACCGUUCUCACAACAUGUUCGCCAAACAACUUUGAUCUGGUUCGCCAAUACGGAGCAGAUGUAGUCUUCGAUUAUCUCGAUCCUAUGUGCGCCCGAAAGAUCCGCGAGCACACCAACAAUACCCUCAGAGUCGUCUGCGAUGCUGUGGCAACUCAGGAGUCUGUGCAGAUUUGUGAAGCGACUAUCGGUGACGCAGGAGGCCUGUAUCACUCCUUGCUCCCAGUGCAAACUGCGCGCCCAGACGUGGAGGCCACUUUCUCUAACUCCUGUACGGCGAUUGGCGAACCGUUUGAGUAUGGCCCUGAUCGCAUGGUAAUCCCCAGCGUGCCAGCAGAGUUCGAGUUUGCCAAGAAAUGGGCAGGGAUCGUGAGCACGCUGUGGUCUCAGGGAAAGAUCCGGACACUGGUCGUUGAAAAGCGUGACGGGGGACUGAGGAAGGUUUUGGAUGGCCUGAGAGAUUUGAAGAAUCGUUCUGUUAGGGCUCGGAAGCUGGUGUACCUUGUUUCUGAGACUUAG